CUCGCGGCCGCUGCGGCCCGCCGACAUUCCGCUCCCAGUCUUACCGCGCACCAGCUGUGCGCCCGAGCGUAAGACCUUGUCCGCGGAGCGAUCGCUACUGUGUGGACGUAAUCCAUAUUUUAAUUAAAAUUAAGUAUUUGAUAAAUUCUGUGAAUCCCAUACUGGGAACUCCCUACGGGGUCGGCACGUGGCCGUCUUGACCUUGGGCUUUGGAAGGCCUAUGUGACCACCUCGAUGGCAAGGCUACCAUCGACAGCUACCACCGCGUCGGCCUAGGACGACCUCGACCUUGACCUUGGAUGACCUUGACAGUGGAUGACCUUGCCCUCGACUUCCUUCGCUUCUGGACGCCAGUCAAACUCAACCACGCUACGCACAGCCGAGGGACGUGUGGUAUUAUACAAGGACACCGACCAGUUCUCCGGUAGUCAGACCCAGAAUCUAGGCUCAGAACCCACUAUCUUGAGUUAGGCUUUGUUGGAUUAAUUAAGAAUAAAUUUAAUAUUACUUAAAACUUAACUACUUAAAACUAUUAAUAUCCUACAUCUUAGUAUUUUAGACUUAAAGGCUAGACUUUAAAUAUAAAUCGGAAACCUAGACACAUAGUAGAUAUACCUUGUACGUUUUAAUAGAUAAAUAAAUUGUUUUUUAACUUUGUAUUUCUUGCUUAUUAUGUCCCUAUAGUAUUUUCCUAUUAGGUAAAAUAAACGUAGGUGACAGUUGGCGCCCAACUGUUUGUUUUAGAUUUUGGGUCUACUGGAGGGCUGGUAAGUUUCCUUUUCUAUCAGCAUUAUUGGUGUCGGUGUGUGCAUGUCGCAGAUUAGAAGUUAAGUAGUUAAAUUAGGUUCACUUUAGUUAAGCGUAGUUAGGCGUUGUUGUUAAUAGUCCGUUACUUAUAGUAAUCUUUCCUCAAAGUAAAAAAAAAACUAGAUUGAUUCUUGCAACACUUAUCUAGAAUUUAUUAUAAAAAUAUACAGCUUUUAGAACUCAAAAUGUCUCACCCGAUCAAGUACUUACAGUUGACUAAGACAGAAUUGAUUUAUGAAGUAAAAAUUCGCGCUGAGGAACCUAAAGAAAGAGUAGAGGAGUUAAGGCAACAAAUAUCUAAGCUUGCUAUUAGAUUUCCAUCUGAAGAAGUACUCGAUUCUUGCUAUGAUUUUGAUGACGACAUCGCCGGUGUGAAACACACUCUAGCUAAAGCAGCAAUUAAUGUAGCUUGCCUUAAGCAAGACCCACAACAAAGGAGUUUACUCGAACGCACUCAAACAUUCCUUAACCAUAUACACCACAGGCUUAACAGAAUUUGUUCACCUGACGCCUCACCCGAAAAAUCGGCUUUGCUAAAUGAAACCAAACAGUUUUACAACGAUCAAUGGUCGUCCUUCCAGGAAAUCUUAGCGUCCCUGCCUCAGGGUGACGCUCAACCGACUGCUGCCCCCAAACGCAAUAAAGCAUUAGCAACCUCUAACCUUACCUCCCAGGACAACUUCACCGACGACUCCAGCGAACUUAAUACGAACGCUGAUAUCUCAAAUCCAGAGGGUGCAAAUAAUUACAAUAUCAAGGUUACUUGUGACCGUGGUCUAAGCUCCGAUAUAUCAAAACUUAAAUAUGACGGUAAAUCUUGCGUUCGGGCUUUUAUUGCACGCGCUAAAGAGUUCCGUCUUGCUAAAGAUGUCACUGACAAGAAGAUGCUCUCAUUGGCUACGGAAAUAUUUACAGGGGAUGCCUUACACUGGUUCCGCAGUGUUAAGGAAACUGUUCAUUCAUGGGAGGACUUGCUGAACAUGCUAAAGAGCGAUUUUGACGUUGCCAAUUUUGAUUAUCUCAUGCGCAGGGAAAUUAGUAACCGUAGUCAGGGCCCCUCUGAGUCAAUCACUGUCUACCUAGCGAUCAUGCAUGGCAUGUUUAGUAGGCUGGACGCAAUGCCAAGUGAGAGAGAACGUCUUGAGAUCAUUUUGCACAAUAUACGUCCUUGUUAUUCGAGCGUACUUGCUACUUGUCCCAACUUGAACUCACUCACUGAAUUACGCACGCUCUGUAGGAACUACGAACAAAUAAAGGCUCGAUCUGAUAAUUUUAAGGAACCACCUGCGGUCUCUUCGUCUACCUUAGCACCCGAGUACUGCUACCAGCCUAGAAAGGACGCUAUAAAGAGUAGCUCAAAGGCCGGUUCCGCCAACUACCAGGCCACUCCGAACUAUUCGCAAACUUUUUCUAAGCCUAGCUUUAGUAAAUUUCAGAAUGUCUCAGCUAUUGCGGAAAACAAAUAUUGCUACCGUUGCCGUGUCAAUUCUCAUUCAAUGAGAGAAUGUACAGCAGAGCGUACCAUUCUUUGUUUUAAGUGUGGCCUUCAAGGUUUCCGUUUUCCUGAUUGUCCACAGUGUCACCCCUCAAAGAAAAAGGAAACUUGUGCCAUCGAACCGCCUACCGAAACGGUUCCAAAAAACUAAAUGAUGAAAAUUGUUGCACACCGCGACACGAGAAUUUAGACUGGGAAAAUUGGCUCGUGACCAUUCGUAAUUUCUUCAAUACAUAUAAGGUUGCAACAAUUUUCAAUUCAAAACCCACAAACGAUCCUCGACCAUUCAUUAAAGUAAAUAUCGGUUCCAAGGUUCAAAUGUACGGCCUCUUAGACUCCGGGUCCGCCUUAACUAUUAUUAGCGAUGACACCUAUUCGUAUCUCUCUAAAAUUAAUCCAGACUUACAGUUAACCGAUAAUGAUAAUUCAAAUAUUACCGGAGCUGGACGCAACAAGUUACACUGUCUGGGUUACUUAGCGUUACCUGUUACUUUCAAAAAUACUACUCAUGUGUUAAAAGUGUAUGUUAUUUCCAACUUAGAAAAUUCCCUUAUCCUCGGCGUUGACUUCUGGAAGAUAUUCAAUAUUUUACCUAAAUGGCUAGACAACAUUGAUUACCUCUCUCCUCUUGAACAUAAAUCUACGCAAAUAGCAUCUAUUACUCCUGAUAUACACUUGCAUUCAUACAAGCACCUUGAACCCUCACAAAAAGUAGUAGCUGACGAAUUAAUUGCGCGUUUUAAUGACAUUUCAUUU
Messenger RNA from Leguminivora glycinivorella, 3058 nucleotides. RefSeq lists its product as uncharacterized. The record is from RefSeq and is a predicted model, not a curated record. Gene Ontology annotation, molecular function: zinc ion binding; nucleic acid binding. The transcript has 2 exons. NCBI's taxonomy places the organism in Eukaryota, Metazoa, Arthropoda, Insecta, Lepidoptera, Tortricidae. The coding region runs from base 993 to 2453 and encodes 486 amino acids.